Messenger RNA from Phoenix dactylifera (date palm), 1242 nucleotides. RefSeq names its product mitochondrial outer membrane protein porin 1-like. Gene Ontology annotation, molecular function: voltage-gated monoatomic anion channel activity. Gene Ontology annotation, cellular component: mitochondrial outer membrane. The record is from RefSeq and is a predicted model, not a curated record. Gene Ontology annotation, biological process: monoatomic anion transmembrane transport. NCBI's taxonomy places the organism in Eukaryota, Viridiplantae, Streptophyta, Magnoliopsida, Arecales, Arecaceae.
CUUCCAUUCCCCGCCGCCUCUGUAUAUAAUAAUCCCCAUCUCGCUCGAUAAGGGAAGGCCUUCUUCUCUCUUCCCUACCCCUCCUCUGAUAUUUUUCCGGCGCGGGUGAUCUCGACUGAGGGAAGAUGGGACCGGGUCUCUAUUCGGAAAUCGGCAGGAAGGCUAGAGAUCUUCUCUACAAGGACUAUCUCACGGACCAGAAGUUCACCGUCACGACCUACACCUCGAAUGGAGUUGCAAUUACAGCUUCGGGUACAAAGAAAAACGAGUUUAUUUUUGGUGAGAUUCAGUCUCAGCUGAAGAACAAGAAUAUCUCAGUUGACGUGAAAGCAAACUCAGAUUCAAAUCUGUUGACGACUGUUACAGUUGAUGAACUUGCCACACCUGGAUUGAAGACAAUAUUCAGCUUUGUUGUUCCGGAUCAGAGAUCUGGAAAGGUUGAACUUCAAUACUUGCAUGAUUAUGCAGGAGUCAAUGCAGGUAUUGGCUUGACUGCCAAUCCCAUUGUCAACCUUUCUGGUGUUGUCGGAACUAGAGGUCUCUCUGUUGGUGCUGAUGUAUCAUUUGACACUGCAAGUGGGAACUUCACCAAAUACAAUGCUGGAUUGAGUGUCAUCAAUGCAGAUCUUAUUGCUGCCCUGACUUUGAACAACAAGGGAGACAGCCUGAGUGCUUCCUAUUACCACUUGGUGAACCCACUGUGGAACACAGCUGUUGGGGCAGAGAUCACCCACAGCUUUUCGAGUAAUGAGAACACCCUCACUUUCGGGACACAGCACGCACUGGACCCUCUGACUCUGGUGAAGGCACGCUUCAACAAUUAUGGCAAGGCCAGUGCCCUCAUUCAGCAUGAGUGGAGGCUCAAAUCGUUUUUAACCAUUUCUGGAGAAGUUGAUACCAAGGCCAUUGAAAAGAGCUCAAAGGUUGGACUAUCCUUGGUGCUCAAGCCAUGAUGAUAAAUUUUUGGACUCUAUGAAUGUACUUCCAUUUCAGGUUUGUUGGAACGGAAUAAGUUGAACAAGGACUGAGGCUCCAAACUAUGAUGGUGGCCUCGUUUUUAGACUCUUGGAUUACUUGUUUUGUUAACAGAGCUUGUUUCGAUGCCUGUCCUGUGAGAAUAAUUUCUUGUUCAGUGACUCGGAUAAGAGUUGAGUUCCUGUCUCAUGCAUUCUUUUUCCUUCCCAUACCCAGUGAUUUGAACUGGCUCUGAGUAAAGAUUCAUAUCAAUUGUGUACUUCCUAA